Messenger RNA from Enhydra lutris kenyoni (northern sea otter), 1788 nucleotides. RefSeq names its product frizzled class receptor 5. Lineage: Eukaryota; Metazoa; Chordata; Mammalia; Carnivora; Mustelidae. Bases 16 to 1788 code for a protein of 590 amino acids. The transcript has a single exon. The record is from RefSeq and is a predicted model, not a curated record. Gene Ontology annotation, biological process: canonical Wnt signaling pathway; non-canonical Wnt signaling pathway. Gene Ontology annotation, molecular function: Wnt receptor activity; Wnt-protein binding. Gene Ontology annotation, cellular component: plasma membrane.
GGUAGGGAGGGGGCUAUGGCUCGGCCUGACCCGGCCGCUCCGCCCUCGUUGCUGCUGCUGCUCCUGGCGCAGCUGGCGGGCCGGGCGGCGGCUGCCUCCAAGGCCCCCGUGUGCCAGGAAAUCACAGUGCCCAUGUGCCGAGGCAUCGGCUACAACCUGACGCACAUGCCCAACCAGUUCAACCACGACACGCAGGACGAGGCUGGCCUGGAGGUGCACCAGUUCUGGCCGCUGGUGGAGAUCCACUGCUCGCCGGACCUGCGCUUCUUCCUGUGCUCCAUGUACACGCCCAUCUGCCUGCCGGACUACCACAAGCCGCUGCCGCCCUGCCGCUCGGUGUGCGAGCGCGCCAAGGCCGGCUGCUCGCCGCUCAUGCGGCAGUACGGCUUCGCCUGGCCGGAGCGCAUGAGCUGCGACCGCCUCCCGGUGCUGGGCCGCGACGCCGAGGUCCUGUGCAUGGAUUACAACCGCAGCGAGGCCACCACGGUGCCCCCCAGGCCCUUCCCGGCCAAACCCACCCUCCCAGGCCCAGCAGGGGCCCCGGCCUCGGGGGGCGAGUGCGCCGCCGGGGGCCCGUCGGUGUGCAAGUGCCGCGAGCCCUUCGUGCCCAUUCUGAAGGAGUCGCACCCACUCUACAACAAGGUGCGCACGGGCCAGGUGCCCAACUGCGCGGUGCCCUGCUACCAGCCCUCCUUCAGCCCCGACGAGCGCACGUUCGCCACCUUCUGGAUUGGCCUGUGGUCUGUGCUGUGCUUCAUCUCCACCUCCACCACGGUGGCCACCUUCCUAAUAGACAUGGAACGCUUCCGCUACCCUGAGCGCCCCAUCAUCUUCCUGUCUGCCUGCUACUUGUGCGUGUCGCUGGGCUUCCUGGUGCGCCUGGUGGUGGGCCAUGCCAGCGUCGCCUGCAGCCGCGAGCAUAGUCACAUUCACUACGAGACAACAGGCCCUGCGCUGUGCACUGUCGUCUUCCUGCUGGUCUACUUCUUUGGGAUGGCCAGCUCCAUCUGGUGGGUCAUCCUGUCGCUCACCUGGUUCUUGGCAGCUGGCAUGAAGUGGGGCAACGAGGCCAUCGCCGGCUACGCACAGUACUUCCACCUGGCCGCGUGGCUCAUCCCCAGCGUCAAGUCCAUCACGGCGCUGGCGCUGAGCUCGGUGGACGGGGACCCGGUGGCCGGCAUCUGCUACGUGGGCAACCAGAACCUGAACUCGCUCCGCGGCUUCGUGCUGGGCCCGCUGGUGCUCUAUCUGCUGGUGGGCACCCUCUUCCUCCUGGCGGGCUUCGUGUCGCUCUUCCGCAUCCGCAGCGUCAUCAAGCAGGGCGGCACCAAGACGGACAAGCUGGAGAAGCUGAUGAUCCGCAUCGGCAUCUUCACGCUGCUCUACACGGUGCCGGCCAGCAUCGUGGUGGCCUGCUACCUGUACGAGCAGCACUAUCGCGAGAGCUGGGAGGCGGCGCUCACCUGCGCGUGCCCGGGCCCCGACGCCGGCCAGCCGCGCGCCAAGCCGGAGUACUGGGUGCUCAUGCUCAAGUACUUCAUGUGCCUCGUGGUGGGCAUCACGUCGGGCGUCUGGAUUUGGUCCGGCAAGACUGUGGAGUCGUGGCGGCGCUUCACGAGCCGGUGCUGCUGCCGCCCGCGGCGGGGCCACAAGAGCGGCGGCGCCACCGCUGCCGGGGACUAUGACGCGAGCGCCGCGCUCACCGGCAGGACCGGGCCGCCGGGCCCUCCCACAGCCGCCGCCGCGGCCGCCGCCUACCACAAGCAGGUGUCCCUGUCGCACGUGUAG